GUGUUGACAAAUAUAGAGACGGAACAGGAGGGAAGUGCCAGCGACUCAGAGGAGACGGAGGAGUAUGAGCCUUGUGGUGACAGUAGAUUUGUGUAUAUCGAUGGACUAUGUUACUUCUUUGAUAUGUCAGGAAUAGGAAGGACAUGGUAUGAAUCAAGAGACGCCUGUAACGAUAUGAACGCCAGUCUAGUCACUAUCACUUCACGAGACCAACAUCAUGUGCUCAUUAGAAAUGUAAAGAUGAGGGAUGGAUACUCAGAGUUCUGGAUAGGAUUAAACAAUAUAGAUCAAGACGGAUGGAAAUGGGAUGGUACAUCAGACAUCAGCUUUGUUGGUUCCUCUUUAUCUCUUGACCCUUUGAGGCGAUGCGUCUACGAAGAAGUGCGUCGCGGAGGUUGCCGGAGAACAGAGAAUUGCAAUAUGAAAUGUGACAAUUUGGUUUGUAUGAAGAGGACUGGCUCAGACGAGCUUGUCACCACGGCUAAGUACACGCCUGUGCGAUCCGGGGGCUGUCCUUCAGGCUUUGUAGAAUCUCCGAUAAAUAACAAAUGUUACAAGAUAGUUCAGGACUCGAGAUUAAACUUUAGACAGGCAAAGUAUUCGUGUAGCGUUCUAGGAAAAGACUUUUCUCUUGUUUCAAUUCAUUCAGCGAUGGAAAAUGCUUUCAUAGAGCUUCAGUUUGAUACUACGAAAUCAAAGAAUUUGUGGAUUGGACUCUUUGAUAAUGAUUAUUAUUAUGAUAAACAUUAUUUCAUUUGGAUGGACAAUUCCCGCGUAGACUUCACAAACUGGGCUAGAGGGGAACCAAACUCACUUACCGAAGGUUGUGCGGAGAUGAGCGUCAAGGAUGGAAGUUGGAAUUCUAUAUCUUGUUUUUUAAAUAGGAGUUACAUUUGUCAGACAAACAAAGCCUUGAGAUAUCCAACUCAAGCUCCAGUAGUCUCAGAUUGUCCCAGUGGUUACACCAGCUGUGCUGGCAGCUGUUACCGUGUCAUCUAUUCUGCUAUGGAAUUUGAUGUGGCCCAAGCCACCUGCCAGGUGGAUGGCGCAAACCUCGCUUCUAUAAACUCUGCAUAUGAACAAAUGUGGAUUGAAAUCAUUAGCAAAAAUGUUACUGGAGCUUUAUGGAUUGGAUUGAGGCAUCAGGAUGAUGUUCAUUUUUGGUUAGACGGCUGGCCAUACACAUACUCCAAAUGGGCAGCCAAUGAACCUAGUCUAAAUCCGGGUGAGAAUUGUACGGUGUUACUAAAUACGGAGUGGAAGGACACACAGUGUGAUCUUAAGUACCCUGCCAUUUGUAAAUACACAACAGUGGACCCCCCUACUACCCCUCGUCCGGGGAAAUGUCCCACCGACAGUUCCAAAUUUCAGAGAAACUGUUUCUUUGUGGAUCCCAAAGGAAGAAAAACACGACCCGAAGCCAAGGCCGCGUGUAUAUCUCGAAACAUGACUCUUGUGACAUUUAGAAAUAUACAGGAGGUGGAUUAUGUUCGUCAGCUUUCGAAAUUUAAAGGUGGCAAUAAGAAAACCCGCUUGUGGAUAGGAUUAUAUAAGAGCAAACCCGGAGCAGGGGACGAUCUUGACGAUUAUGGGGAAUACGAUUUCACAAUGCUAGCUAUUCUUUCUACAGCGUUUUGGUGGGACGAUGACCAUGAGAAUUUCUUUGACAACUGGAACAAUGGGGAACCAUCUGGUGCACAUGAAUCUAAAUCUGAAUUAUGUGUAGAGAUGUUAGAUACAGGAAAGUUCAACGAUAUCAACUGUGAUAAUUAUUACAGGGGGUAUGCUUGUUAUGGUCCUGAAGAGUUUGAAACAACUGUAUCCAUGGCAAAAUUCUCUACUGCCUCGACAUCUCCACUAUAUACAACUCAAUCACAACGCAGUUUGUCGGGUAAAUCGUCUUAUGACGUCACAAAGUUGACACCAGAGCCAUCUACUUUCAAGUUCUCUUCUAACACAGCCAUCACGUCUACAGAUCAGCCAGUACAAUCACCAAGUAAACAUAGUAAAACAGCCUACCUAUCAGACAGAAAAAAAAAUUAGAACGCAGUGCCUCUGAAGGACUGAAGGCAGGACAAAUUAUAGGCAUAUUGAUUGGUACAUUACUAAUCAUUGAGUUUUGAUCAUCGAUGUUCUGGUAUUAUUAAUAAGCAGACAUUAUCUGCAGACAGGAUAAUAUAGUGUUGGUGAUGAUCAUGGAUUUACAAACGCCACAGAUCUAACCACUCAGUAUCAGGUGAAGGUCAUCUGAAGGAGAAAUCUUUUACUUAUUUACUUACUUACUUACUUAACUUACCGUAAAAGGAACAAUAAUUAUUUAUCAUGUCAAGGUAUUGAUUUUAUUGAAAUUGAUCGAUGUACAUUAGGAAAUUGACAAUUUUGUAUAUAAGUACCUCUUCACAUUGCUUAAUAUUUUGUUUUUGUAAAUCAAGUUUCCUUUCCAUCCACAGAUCCAUGCAAAUAUGUUAAUUAUAUCUAUACAUAAGUACUAAUGUUUUAUUCUGAUUAAUUCUGACUAAUUAAAACUGACUACAGAUAUUAUUUUGUAAAGAUCAUGGUGCUUACAUGUAUAUAUUGUCUGUUUAACCAAAUAUUUCAUGGCAACACAUUUUUAUUAUUUUGUUUUGGUCUUAUGAAUUAUGUAUCUCUCAUCACGUGAAAGUAAAACAGGUUUAAUAGAUAAAGUGUUUUUUAUCAAUUGACACUCUGCACUAACACAAAUUUAUGAAAUAUCUAGGGUUACUUAUUCUGAACAUAAUUGCGAGUCAAUAUUAAAAUGAAUAUUAUUUUUGAAAAUCAUGAUUCUUAUAUAAUAUCCUAUUCCUGUAUACAUAUGUCAUUUUCAUUUUGCUUU
Messenger RNA from Saccostrea cuccullata (small rock oyster), 2854 nucleotides. RefSeq names its product macrophage mannose receptor 1-like. The record is from RefSeq and is a predicted model, not a curated record. NCBI's taxonomy places the organism in Eukaryota, Metazoa, Mollusca, Bivalvia, Ostreida, Ostreidae. Gene Ontology annotation, molecular function: signaling receptor activity. The coding region runs from base 124 to 2043 and encodes 639 amino acids. The transcript is spliced from 15 exons.